Molecule: messenger RNA, 2105 nt
Organism: Rhododendron vialii
Lineage: Eukaryota; Viridiplantae; Streptophyta; Magnoliopsida; Ericales; Ericaceae
Product: pre-mRNA-splicing factor SLU7-like
Exons: 10
Coding region: 282-1892 (536 amino acids)
Biological process (GO): mRNA splicing, via spliceosome
Cellular component (GO): spliceosomal complex
Molecular function (GO): pre-mRNA 3'-splice site binding
Source: RefSeq, a predicted model, not a curated record
ACGGCGGAGAACCACUGGGCUAGCCCAGUAUUUACGGCCUGAUUUACUAAUGUGGUAGAAUCUGAUUUGUGAUCGGAGAAAAUACAAGAAGGAAAGCGGUCGAAUGAAGAGAAGCACAACCCGUUGGUACUUGGUAACGUAAACGUUUCGAGGUUCGACAAGGUUUAGGAACCGAGAUACGGCUGAGAACCACUGGGCUAGCCUCUUUGUGUCUCUCUCCGCUCUCUCUCUCCUACCAAAAUUCUCAUCUCCCCUAGGGUUUCAAAUCUUCAAGGUGAAUCAUGGCGACUGCAUCAGUGGCAUUCAAAUCUAGGGAGGACCAUAGAAAGCAGAUGGAAUUGGAAGAAGCACGUAAAGCAGGUCUUGCUCCAGCCGAGGUUGAUGAAGAUGGAAAAGAAAUCAAUCCCCAUAUUCCACAGUAUAUGUCAUCGGCACCUUGGUAUCUUAAUUCAGAAAGACCGAGUUUAAAACAUCAAAGGAAAUGGAAGUCGGAUCCAAAUUAUACAAAAUCAUGGUAUGACAGAGGUGCAAAAAUUUAUCAGGCUGACAAGUUCAGGAAGGGUGCUUGCGAAAACUGUGGAGCCAUGACACACGAUUUGAAGUCAUGCAUGGAAAGGCCACGUAGAGUGGGAGCUAAAUGGACGGACAAAAAUAUUGCGCCGGAUGAGAAAAUAGAGACCUUCGAGUUGGAUUAUGAUGGCAAGCGGGACCGUUGGAAUGGCUAUGAUGCCGCUAGCUAUGCCUAUGUUAUUGAGAGAUACGAAGCAAGGGAUGAAUCCAGAAAGAAAUACUUGAAAGAGCAACAGCUUAAGAAAUUAGAGGAGAAAAACGGUAACGAAAGUGGAGAGGAUGGGGUUAGUGAUGAGGACGACAAUGAAGAUGAUCUGAAGGUGGAUGAAGCCAAGGUUGAUGAGAGCAAACAGAUGGACUUUGCAAAGGUUGAGAAGCGUGUGCGUACUACUGGUGGUGGGAGUACAGGAACUGUCAGGAACCUGCGUAUCCGAGAGGACACGGCGAAAUACCUUCUUAAUCUUGACGUUAACUCUGCCCACUACGAUCCAAAAACCCGAUCCAUGCGUGAGGAUCCUCUUCCAGAUAUGGAUCCCAACGAGAAAUUUUAUGCAGGGGAUAAUCAAAAUAGAGUAAGUGGUCAAGCUUUGGAAUUCAAGCAGCUCAACAUUCAUGCUUGGGAGGCAUUUGACAAGGGGCAUGAUGUUCACAUGCAAGCAGCUCCGUCCCAAGCAGAGUUGCUUUAUAAGAAUUUUAAGGUCAAUAAGGAAAAGCUGAAAUCAGAAGUGAAGGAGACCAUUAUGGAGAAGUAUGGCAAUGCUGCUACAGAAGAACAACUUCCAAGGGAGCUUUUACUGGGACAAAGUGAGAGAGAGGUUGAGUAUGAUCGUGCUGGCAGGAUUAUAAAGGGCCAGGAGCUAGCCCUUCCUAGGAGUAAGUAUGAGGAAGAUGUUCAUAUCAACAACCACACUAGUGUUUGGGGUUCGUGGUGGUGGGAUCAUCAAUGGGGUUACAAGUGUUGCAAACAGACUAUCCGAAACAGCUAUUGUACGGGUGCUGCUGGUAUUGAAGCAGCUGAAGCUGCAACAGAUCUAAUGAGGGAUAAUCUUGCUCGUAAAGAGGCUGCAGAAGAGAUGCCUGCACAGACAGAGGAGAAGCAACUUGCUACUUGGGGAACUGAUAUACCGGAUGAUUUGGUUCUUGAUGAGAAGUUACUAGCUGAAGCACUAAAGAAGGAGGAUGAAAGAAAGAAAGAACAGAAAGAUGAAAGAAAGCGCAAGUACAAUGUCAAAUGGAAUGAUGAGGUUACUGCUGAGGAUAUGGAGGCAUACAGGAUGAAGAAAAUCCAUCACGAUGAUCCAAUGAAGGAAUUCCUGCACUAAUUUUUGGCGAGAAUUCUGUUUAGUCGGUCAUGGAUAUUCAAGCACUUCUAUGCUUUUUUUUCUAGUUUUAGUGGUUAUUCCGCCGGAUCAAAAAAAAAAAAAGUGGUUAUUCUGCAGUAGUGUGAGGUGUCCUUGUAAUAGUUUGUGGCUACCAUACUUCACACUUUAUUUGUUACUCCCUCCGUCAUUUAUUUAGAGUCUAGUAUUCCAUUU